GUUCGACAACACCAUCUCUCACCUUGGGCCAGCAUCACCGAAUUGGAACUCCUAGCAGGGGAGCCGAGUGAUGUUGGAUGAGUACGAGUAUCCAGGAAAGCUCGGAAAAUGGAUCUGGGUUGUAUGCGCAACGCUCACGCUCCUCUCAGACCUCGGCGUGAUCGUUCUCUCUGCUUGGACUCUGCACGACUUUAAACACACUCUCGCUCGAGAGACGUCUAGGGCUUUGAGAUCGUCAUUGGGCUGUGCGAUCGUGGAUUUGCUGCCCAUCGUCGCUCUCCUCCUCCCACUUUCAAGGAGACUCUGUCCACGCUGGCAUCGAGGAAAUUUGAUGACGACGGCCAUGGCAUGGUUCGCAUCAAUGGGAGUCGGCUCGCUGGUGGCUGGAUACGCAUCGCUUCAGAUCAGCCAGCACCGUUCUUCGUCCUGUGAAGGGCUAUUUGGUCCGGCGUUGUGUAUCUCGCUGAAGGCCAUCGUGGUUUUGGCGGCUUUGGUAUUUCUUAUUCCUGCCGCCUUCAUUGUAGGGUCCGUUGUCGCUCUAGUGACGAGCGUAUACUGCUCCUCUGUGUGGUAUUUCCUCGACGGACAGGCCAGCUAUACUCGAACGCUUCGCAAGAGGGAACAUGAGACCCUUCUGUAUGGUGACUUGGAGUGCAGACGCUGCCAGGCUCGUGAAGCAGGCGAUGAUCUUUGGAGAUUGUGAAAUGUAGUAUUGUAUGAUUAGAUUAGAUUAAUCCAGCUUAACCGAUCCCCAUGGUGCGAGCGACAGCUCGAACCCUGUCGAAGUCGAUCGUGUCAUGACUCUUUGCAGGUGCAUGCUC
This is a messenger RNA of Coprinopsis cinerea okayama7#130, 821 nucleotides long. RefSeq lists its product as hypothetical. The coding region runs from base 71 to 703 and encodes 210 amino acids. The record is from RefSeq and is a predicted model, not a curated record. The transcript is spliced from 6 exons. Lineage: Eukaryota; Fungi; Basidiomycota; Agaricomycetes; Agaricales; Psathyrellaceae.